AUGAUCAUUACAACAUGGAUUGUGUACAUCUUCGCCCGGAAAACUGUAGGGCUACCCUUCCCACCAAAGACAAACUCGGACAUUGAAGUUGUGGAAAGUGAAGCUGUAUCCAUAGUCCAGCAUUGGUUGAACAAAACGGAAGAAGAGGCUUCCCGGAGCAUAAAGGAGAAGAUGUCUACCAACAUCCCUCCCACUCAUGGACACGACAUACAUGUGACCAGAGAUGUGGUGAAGCAUCCUCUCUCCAAGUGUGAUAUGUUAUCAGACCCUAGUCAGGAAGUCCUGGAGGAGAGAACAAGGAUCCAGUUUAUAAGAUGGAGCCACACCCGCAUCUUCCAAGUACCAAGUGAAAUGAUAGAAGAUGUCAUGCAGGACCGAAUAGAUGAAGUGAGACGAAGCGUGUCUCACCUCAUGUGUGACUCAUAUAAUGACCCAAGCUUCAGAACUUCUUGCUCAGACUGCUAA
Peromyscus californicus insignis is the source of this 465-nucleotide messenger RNA. RefSeq names its product spermatogenesis associated 19 (gene Spata19). Bases 1 to 465 code for a protein of 154 amino acids. The record is from RefSeq and is a predicted model, not a curated record. The transcript has 6 exons. Lineage: Eukaryota; Metazoa; Chordata; Mammalia; Rodentia; Cricetidae.